Chelonoidis abingdonii (Abingdon island giant tortoise) is the source of this 912-nucleotide messenger RNA. The record is from RefSeq and is a predicted model, not a curated record. NCBI's taxonomy places the organism in Eukaryota, Metazoa, Chordata, Testudines, Testudinidae.
AUGGAGUUCCCAGUCCUCUUCCUGGUGCUGUGUGUCGUGGCCUUCCUCUCCGGGGUGCCAUUGAACUGCUACGUCCUCUUCACUGCUGGCUGCCGUGUGGAGAGGACGGCCAGCGCCGUCACCGUGUGGUUCCUGAGCCGGGCUGUGGGCGAUUUCAUCUUUCUCAUCUUCCUGCCCCUCAGAUUCAUCUUCACCAUGAUCUUACACUGGGACACGAUGCUGAGCAAUACCAUCACCUCCUUCCACAUGAUCUCCAGCGCCUUACUCCUCACAGCCCUCACUGUCGAUCGUUGCAUCCUCGUGGCACGCCCUGAGUGGGCCUGGAACCACCGCACACCCUGCCUGGUUUUCAUGAUUGUUUUGGUCAUAUGGGCCCUGUCUGUUGGGUUCAGCUUGCGGUACGGUGUUUUCUGGGAAACCUUCCACCCACAUGUCGGCAUAUUCAUUUAUUUCCAAUGGCAUAAAAGCAGCGUGAGUGCCAGCGUUCUGAUCCAGUUCCUGGUCGGGUUUCUGAUCCCAUUAGCCUUGAUCUUAAUCCCAACCUUCUACAUUGUUCUAGCUGCCAAGCUGAGAAGGAACAGGCUGAUCCAGUCCACCAAGCCACUCAAAAUCCUUCUUGGCUUGAUCCCGACGUUUUUCCUCUCCUGGCUGCCGUAUCAUGUUUUCCUCUUCCUGCUGAUUUCACAUAUAUACCAUCCAUCUUUUCUGGACUUGUCAUUUUUUUUUAUUUCCGUCCUGACCUAUUUCAGCACUUUCCUCAACCCCAUCUUCUACCUCACCAUGGAGGAAGAGUAUCUAAGGUAUCGGAAACGUGCAUGCAACCCCCAAACCACUGACAACUUGGGUCCGAAGUCGGCUGAAUAUGAGAACGCAUCAAAUUGUCAAUAUUUGAAUCAAGGAUUGAACUCAUAA